CGGGUCGUUGAAGAGGAAACUUCCAACGUACUUUGACGAUAAGUGUUAAAACAGCAGCAGAACCUUUACUGUGAGUUUUUGGAGGCUUUUUAAACUUUAAUUAAGUUGCUUUCAGUUUAAAUUUGACAGUUAACGGCUGUCUUGUUAAAAGGGAAUAAACUACGAGGCUAUUUCUGAGCAGUCGACACCGUUAGCGGCCACAAAUACAAGCAUACCAACUGAUAUCUCGAAUUUGACAGUUUAAAUUAAUGCUACACCUGUUUCUCUCAACCUAAACGAUGGAGAACUUCAUCCUGUAUGAGGAGCUCGGGGCAGGAAGCAGCUCUAUUGUCUAUAAAGGAAGAAAGAAGGGAAGUCUCAACUAUGUGGCUAUCAUCUGCACAGACAAAGCGAAGAGGACAGAAAUCACUAACCAUGUACGUCUCAGCCGUGAUCUGGAGCAUCCAAAUAUCAUUUCUUUCUAUGAGUGGUAUGAGACAAGUAGCCACCUGUGGCUGGUAGUAGAGCUCUGUACAGGUGGUUCCCUGGAGUCUAUAAUUGCUCAUGAUGGAUGUCUGUCAGAAGAUGUGGUGAAAAGGUUUGGAUGGGACUUGGUCAAAGGUCUGAAACACAUCCAUGAAUUAGGAAUCAUUUUCUCUGACCUGACCCCUGCUAAGGUCCUACUGGAUGGUAGUGGCAUUCUGAAGUUUGGGAACUUCUGUUUGUCCAAGGCAGUUGGAGAGACACUGGAAGAUUUCUUUAUGUUGAUUUCUACAUCUGAGGAAGCAACAGAAGAAGAUAACAAGGAGAACUUUGACAACCUGAGGAAGCGGUUACAAGGUUCUCCAACUUAUACUGCCCCAGAAGUUUUGCUGGGAUCAGAAACCGAUUUGAGCUCUGAUCUCUGGGCUCUUGGUUGUGUCCUCUACUACAUGUACACUGGUAAGCCUCCUUUCAGCUCCGACAGCCACACUGAGCUCACAGAGAUGAUUUUGCAUCAGGAUCCGCCACCUCUCAGACAGACAGUGUUUUCUGAAGGACCUCCCAGUCAGGACUUCCAGAGUCUUCUGAAAAGUUUACUCAACAAAAAUCCAGAUAAGAGGAUGGACUGGCCAGAGUUGCUAGAUCAUCCUUUUUGGACAGAAAUACGAAAGGAAGAGGAGGACGCAGAAGAAACUGAAGAGGAGGAUGAAGAAAGUGAAGAGGAGAGAAAAAGCCCUAAUUUAAGACACACAGGGCCCUGGGACCUUUUCCCUCCAGGACAGGCAGACAAUCCUCCCAACAGCCACUCCACCAUCACUCAGCCAGCCUGCAGGAUGUCUAAAAAACUCAUUUCAUCACAUGCAGCAACUGACAGACCAACUGAAAGAGCCACUGGUAGCCAACAGUCUGUCAAACACACAUCCUGUGGAGCCUUAAGGAACAGCUGGGCCCUGGAUCGGGAAGUGGGAAAGGAGAAAAGAGGAGAGAGGGAGGCAAACACUGAAGAUGACCUGAAGCUCAGUGGAACUCAGCAGAUGGGCAACAGUCUGCAGUGCAAUAAGUCAUUCACACGAGAUAAAGUAUCAGAGCUCAAACCAAAGAGUGGUGUAGACGAGGACAACACUGAGGCCAUUUUUCUGCUCAGCUCCUGUGCAAAUUCAAGAAGAAGCUGCAGUGCAUCAGAUUCUCCAAACCAGAACCAAGCACCUCAGGCCAAUAAUAGAACCAACAUCACAUGCUGUGUGAAGGAUCUUCUCCAUACUGACUCUGAUCUGAUUGUCUCUCCAAUUAUUGACAACCCCAAGAUUCUCAAGAUCACUCCUGUACGAUUUGAUCCUAAAACCCUUUGUGUACCGGCAUAUUCAGUUGAGAAGCUGCGGUCUUUGAGUGAUGAAGAGUGGACCGUCUUCCUCUCGCAGCUCUGUUCAUCCCUUGAAGAACAGAAUCCCUCCACUUCUCACUUCUCUUCUAGUGCUCCUUCCUCCACAGCCAUCCGGUCCAGACUCAACCUGCUGUGCUACCUCUGCUGUGUGGUUGGACACAAAGUUAUUGCUAACAGGCUGAUUAACUCAAAAUUGCUUCUAGUGUUGACCCAGCAGUUGCGACAAGCUCCUAACUGGGAUGUGCGGAACAAGGUUCUCAGAGCGAUGGGUCUACUGGCUCUGCACUGCAGUGACCUUGGAGAGGACAGCCCUGUUUCUGAGGCUGUGUCCGCACUGACAGACCUGCUGAAGGAAAACCUGAAGAACAGUAAAAUAAAGCAGUUCCUGCUGCCACCACUUGGGGAGUUCCUCUACCUCAUCUCCUCUCAGGAGGAGAAGAGAGGCUCCCCAGAGGGACUGUGGUUCGUUCCCGCUGCCGCCUACACUGGCUUAAUGAGGAGCCUGCGGGAAGGGGAUGAUUCUGUAGUUCAUCAUAUGGCUGCUAAAGCCAUAGAGAACAUCUCCACCACUGUGUCUGGCCCAUCCCAUCACCUGGCUACCACGGAGAUGGGCUCGGCCCUCUGGUUCCUGUUCACUCACUCCACUGUGGAAGCUGUCAGAGUUACUGCUGUUUCUUCUCUUUCUAGGCUGAGCCGGGUAGUCCCAGCAGUCUUCUUGGCAGUGAUUGAUACCUGUGGCCCUGUGGCCAUCUUGGAGACCAUAGGUGGAGCAGGGGCCAGAGUGCAGCAGCACCUGCUCACUGCUGUGGCCACUGCUUUACUCAGCUCACGUAUCCAAACACACCGCAUCACACAAAGCAGGGAUUUGGUGUUGAAGGUGCUGCGCUGUCUAGAGAGUCCGUCAACAGUAACAAGAGCCAAGGCGUUGCUCCUACUGCUGCUACUAAUGCAGGACAACACACACACUCUGCUUUACUGCUGCCAACACAGACUUGUGAUGUACCUGGAGAGAGACCUGCGGAAAGCCACACCUCUCCGAGAGAAUCCCAGCCAAUCAGGAUACCUGCCUCAGUGCCUGGAUGCACUGAUUGUGUAUCUGAGUAGCACAGCACCAGUGAUAAUGGAGGACGUCUUAUCUGUCCUGAGAGGUGUGAUUGGGAGGAAACAUCCAUCUACAGCUCAGAGUAAACAACUUAAACACACUCUACCUACUGUGUCUGUGGUGCUGGAACUUCUUUCAUCUCAGGUCUUCAGAUCUCAAAUUGUAACCGAAGAGUUCCUGAUGCAUAUUGGAUUGCUGCUGAACUAUAUUGCCUCUGUAGAGUCCAACGAAACAAAUCUGUCCGGCGCUGUGGGUGCAGCAAUAUGUGAAGACUUGAUUAGAACAACUCUGUCCAUUGUGGAAGUCCUGAGUCAGCACCAUGCCCUCAUCACUCCAUAUCACAGUGCUGUUGUGGACGCCAUCCUGCCUCCUCUGACAACACUGGCUUUCAGCAGAAAUGCUGAGUGGUCAGUGUUUGUUUUGAGGGUUCUGUCUGAACUCAGUCUGGUCCUGCUGGCUGAGGACGGUGAUGACACAGAGAACAAUAAGGAAACGGAAAGAAGAGAAGACGAAAGCUCCUGUAGUCAGAUUUUAUCUCACAUCACUACAUCUCUGCUUUCAAGGUACGAAGCUCUUCUUCGUGCAGCAGAGCCGAUCCCACUUCAUGCACUCAAACUGCUCGUAUCGAUGACUGAACACAACACUCAGAUCUGCAGGUUGAUCAAACAUAGUGGGAUCCUACCAAUAGUAUUUCAGCUCAUUAUGGACAACAAUAGUAAUGUCACCAGUGGGAUGGUCCAGAAUGCAGUCGUCUUGCUGUGUAAUCUUAGCGGAGACUCAGUCGUUGAUCAGCACCCACUAUAUCAGCAAGGGCUUGUAGAGGUGGUGGUGAGCACCUUCUCAGAAGCUGCACUGAUCCACCUGGAUGGAGAGGGGCAUGCUGGGAGGAAGGUCAGCCAUUCUGUGUUGCAAGCCCUUUUGGAAUUGCUUCACAACAUCCUGAAGCAAACAUCAACCAUUGUCCGCGUCGCGCUGCAGAGCCAGAGGCUAUCUUGUCCAGCACUGGAGACGGAGGCAGCAGAGAAGCUGCUUCUGGCCAACAGACCCCUGAGCCAGCUCAGCUCACACCUCAUUCACAUGCUGUCUACUGAAAACCAGGAGUUGUGGGAGGAGUGUCUUCAGUGUCUCUCCCUUUUGGUCCAGCUAUAUGGAGGAGAAGGUCAUGACUGCCUGUCGCCUUCCUGCUUACAAAGCUUCUCACACAUGCUGCGAACACACCUGCGAUAUGAAACUCCCCGAAUACAACGCACAGCUCUCAGGAUCAUCAAACGACUGGUGCAGACUACAGACAGAUGCGAUUGGUCAGAAUGCCCUGAAGGAGCAGCACUAAUGAAGCUACUGCAGGAUAUGACCACGUCCAACAGACCAAAGAACUACAGACUCUUCACAACCUGCUCAAACUCUUGGUACAGGACCUCACCACACGGGUCAAGAAGGUUUCUAUCUCAUUUCUACUCUGAAGCUCACCUUCUCCUGCUCAAACUGCUGACAAAUGUUUCUGCUGCUCUAAAGUCUGGUCUCCAGAACUUCCUAAAAACUCUCAAAGUCUCUUCUGCUGCAGGUUGCUUUGUAGAACUGUUCCAGAAAACCUCACUAAACCACAUGGAGGGGCCUCAAGAUAGUCGUACAAAUGAAACCAUACAAAAACCAAACUAGCACAACCCAAACGCUAAAGUCUCCUGCAGCCUACCAGAGAACCUCUGAGAACAGAGAAUCAGGACAGGAACUCUUACCUUCUGGACAACCAAUGUUGGUUCUCAAACAAGAAUACAGAAUGUGUCUGACCAAAAACCUCUAAAGACUCACUACAGCCAAGAUAAAGACACAACUCAGCUGCACCAAAUCCACUAAUCACUGCACACAUUAGCACCAUGUGCGAACUGUGGCUAAAGAACCACAUUUACCAAGACAACUAUCCAGUACAAAGCCCUAAAACACACCAAGAAACACAUUAAAGAUGAUUUUACUGCUGGAAGCUGCAAGCCAACGCCUAAAGAACAAACUAAAGCAAUGGAGUCAAACCCGGUUCAGUGGUGAAGAGAAGCAGAGGAAAUGUUUGUCUGCAGCCACAUAAAGCAGGAAGACACUGAGCUGCUCAGGUGUUCCUAAUAACACCAAGCAGCCACCUGGACAGCCAAUAGGAACACAGCUUACUGGAAGUCCAGAGGGCUGGGUUAGUGAAGGGAAUUUAGUUUAAAGUUGAAGUAGAAAGUUAACAAAGAAAGUUGAAAACCACCUUCUGAUACCUGAAAUCUCUGAGUUUUCACACAAAGAACACCUGAACAUGUCAAACUGGUUCCAUAGUAGAACCAUCAUUGUAAAAAUGUCAUAGUAUGGUGUGUUGCUCAAAAAACAUUAGGACCCGGCUGUCUUGGGUCGCCGAGGAGCAACACAAAAACAGGACAAACGCUGGUUUCCAGGGGGUCAGGCGGCUAUUUAUUUGAAAGAGUAAGUUUACAACAACACAUGUGAGCCGAAAAAUCACAAAGUCUGUCUUUAGUUCAGCUGAAAAUAUCAGUUUUUGUCUUUUUUAUUGACCAAACUUUUCAGGAGGUAGAGGAAGAAUAAUUAAAGCUCUCAUGUAGAAGUCCAACUUGUUUUGGAUCCUUGUGUAGAGUUUAAUCUUAGAGUUUGUAAAGCUGUUGAGUUUUUAGAGUCACAUGGAUUGUUUUGACAUUUAAUAACCGAGUCCUGAAAUAAAAUUACAGUUGUGGAUUUCUGUCAUUUAGUCUGGACUAAACAAAUAACAGCAGCAUAAAUCUCAAACGUCAUUAUGAGAAGUCUGGAUUGAGGUUUCUCACUUGAUAAUGAUCAAAACAUGAAAUUUAGGUUGGUUUAAAGGAAUAUUCUACCUUAAAUCUUUGAAUGUUGACCUAAAAGGUUGGUUUCAGGAAGUAUUCCACCUACAAGGUCCUCACACAUCCACCUUAAAGGAACAUUCCACCAAAAAUCCUUGGACAUGCACCUAAAAUGUUGGUUUAACCGAGUGUUCCAUCCAAAAUCCUCAUAGAGACCUGAGGGGCUGGUUAAAAGGAAUAUUCCACCUAUAACCCCAAAUAUAGACCCGAAAGGGUGGUUUAGAAAAAAUUCUUCAAUGUAGACCAAAAAAGUUAGUAUGGAGGAAUAUUCCACCUGAAAUGUAGACCUGAGAAGUUGGUUCGGAAGAAUAUACCAUCCUAAACAUCCUUAAAUGUAGACUAAAAGACUGUUUGGAAGAAAAUUCCACCUAAAAUCCUCCAAUGUAGACCUAAAAGGUGAGUUUAAUGGUAUAUUCCACCUAAAAUUCACUACUGUAGACCCUGGAGGUUGGUCUGAUGGUAUAUUCCACCCAACAUCCUUGAACAGAAACUUAAAAAGUUUGUUCAAAGGAAUAUUCCACCUAAAAUCCUUCAAUGUAGACCAAAAAAUAUUGGUGUAAAAUAGUAUUCCACCUUAAAUGUAGACCUAAAGGAUGGUUUGGAGCAAUAUUCUACUCUAAAAUCUUCCAAUGUAGACCUAAAAGGUUUAUCUGAUGGUAUAUUGUACCCAACAUCCUGGAACAUUUACCUAAAAGGUUGGUUUAAUGGUAUAUUCCCAGAAGAACCCUUGAACAUUAGGCUUAAUGGUAUAUUCCACCCAAAAUACUUGUAUAUAUACCAAGAAGCCAGUGUAAAGGAAUUGUAGACCUAAAAGGAUUGUUUAAAGGAAUAUUUAAACGAUUAUUUUCAUUAUUUAAUAAUCUGUUAUCAGUCAGAACCCUGGCAAACUUAUUUUCAUGAGUUUUUUAGUGGAAGUCACAAAUAAAGGAGCUCUUGGUUUUUCCUGCGUUACUGAGUCAAAAGCUGCUGUUUCAACACAGAACGUUCACAUGCAUCCACAAACCUCUAAGCACUCAAACAUCCACAGACAGGAGGCCGGCUGGACCGAGGCUCGGCGGCGUCCUCAAACCCACGAGUCGGGGAGUCGGUGAACUUGUUGGUCCGGUUUGAAGGCCUCCAUGUGGUCCAGUAGAAGUCCAUGUAGUCGGUGUUGGCUUUGAACCGCAGCGACUGGCCGCCAUCAGGUGGACCGGCUCGUCCUCGUAGGGCUCCUCCUGUAGCCUUGAGGGGACCACAGGAACAUUCAGUAGCUGUUGGAGUUCUUCCUGUCAGGCUCGUGGUAGAACGGCUCUGAAGAAUCUUGUACUUGUCUUAUCUGGAACAAUCUAACAGCCUAAACUGUUAACAGCGGUGUAAAGAAGCAAACACACAGGCAUAGAUUAGGACUCAAACUAGAUUUAUUUUAGAAAACAAAUCAGCUUAGAGGCAUUUGUUCACACGUGGCUGAAUAGGAGGCCGUCCAAUCAGAUUUGAGGUCUUCACUCUGUAGGUUGUUUGUUUGGUGAGACUCUUGGACCUCCAUCAGCUGACGUGGAUGUUUGAUGGUCUUCCUCUCUAGUGCCAGAUGAUUCAUCCAUGAAUUCAGCAGCUACAGACUGAAAUGAAGCUCAUGCUGCCGUUAUUGAAUUCCUGUUCCAGAUCAAAUGUUCAGAGCUCACCUUGAAUGCAGCCGUCUGCUGUCUGAUAGUUUUUCUCAUUGUAGUCUUCAAUAAAGUCUUUUUCCUCAUGUCA
Messenger RNA from Amphiprion ocellaris (clown anemonefish), 7534 nucleotides. It is a transcript of the gene ulk4, whose product is annotated as unc-51 like kinase 4. The transcript is spliced from 37 exons. The record is from RefSeq and is a predicted model, not a curated record. The coding region runs from base 279 to 4601 and encodes 1440 amino acids. Gene Ontology annotation, biological process: protein phosphorylation. Lineage: Eukaryota; Metazoa; Chordata; Actinopteri; Pomacentridae. Gene Ontology annotation, molecular function: protein kinase activity; ATP binding.